Messenger RNA from Penicillium maclennaniae, 786 nucleotides. Its product is annotated as fungal specific transcription factor domain-containing protein. The record is from RefSeq and is a predicted model, not a curated record. Gene Ontology annotation, molecular function: DNA-binding transcription factor activity, RNA polymerase II-specific; RNA polymerase II cis-regulatory region sequence-specific DNA binding; zinc ion binding. The transcript has a single exon. The coding region runs from base 1 to 786 and encodes 261 amino acids. NCBI's taxonomy places the organism in Eukaryota, Fungi, Ascomycota, Eurotiomycetes, Eurotiales, Aspergillaceae. Gene Ontology annotation, cellular component: nucleus. Gene Ontology annotation, biological process: DNA-templated transcription; positive regulation of transcription from RNA polymerase II promoter by galactose.
AUGGGCGCGAUAUCUGUCGCAGAGGACGAGGCCACUGAUGCGCCUCAAGAGCAAUAUUAUGGCAACUCAUCUACAGUAUCAUUCAUGCGCCUCGCAAGAGAAUCUAUGCCCAUCCAAACACAUCUACAAGCUCUGAAGCGAAUGGAAAAUGAUGCACCAGAUGCUUCCCAACGAGACACGGGACUAUGGAAAGACUGUAACGUCCCCACGCUGGGACUCCAAUUCGAUGACUUUUCUUUACCUCCUCGAGCCCUCGCAGACCAUCUCCUUGAGUGUUACUGGGAAAGGGUCCACUGUCUAUAUCCAUUCUUCCACCGUCCGAGCUUUGAACAGGCAUACGAAAAUCUAUGGGGAUCGACCAAGUGGCCGAAACCCGAACUACCCGAGCUCAACAUUGGACUGGGCGGCUCCUAUGAUUCGGGCCCUCAGUCCAUUGUCUUCCACUGUGCUCUCAAUGCUAUCUUUGGCUUAGGCUGUCAUUUCUCGGAUAUCCCUGUCACAGAGCGCGAGGCAGCUGUGUACACAUUUUUCCUUCGGGCGAAGCGGUUUGUUGGCCUUGACCUGCUAGAUUGUGGAACUAUUGGAGUUGUACAGACGCUACUCAUUAUUGCAAUUUUACUUCAAAGCACACCGUACCCGAUGCGAUGCUGGAAUAGUAUCGGCGUUGCUUGCCGUGUUGCUCAGGGUCUUGGUCUACAUGAGGAAUCUUCUCAGCGAUCUAUCGAGCCACUGGAAAAAGAGAUACGGCGACGUACCUGGCACGGAUGUGUUAUUAUGGAUAUGUAA